Molecule: messenger RNA, 3140 nt
Organism: Menidia menidia (Atlantic silverside)
Lineage: Eukaryota; Metazoa; Chordata; Actinopteri; Atheriniformes; Atherinopsidae
Source: the annotation of a GenBank genome assembly
GAAUAGCAGAAAAGGUGCCACAAAAUAAAUUUGAGAAGUUCAAAUAUUCCUUAACAGUUAAGUGUUAGCCUACAAAAUGACUGGCCGGGCACGUGCACGGUCAAGAGGCAGAGCACGUGGUCAAGAGACUGUGCCACCUGGAGCGAGCCACGCCCAUGAGGCCGCGCCAGCACCGGCCCCUCUAUCAGAGGGAGAUCUGGUUGGUAGAGGCCGGCAGAAAGGUGCUCCAGGAACUUAUGGUUCAGAAGUUGUUCUACAGAUUUCAGCUGGAUUUCAACAGGUGAAACUGGGUGAAAGAGGAGGGCGUCGGCGAGAUUUUAAUGAUGCCGGAAUUUACACCAGACAGGCCAUGGAGCAUGUCAAGGAUUCCAAGUGUGGAACAUCUGGUGCUGUCAUUAGGUUGUCGGCAAACUUCUUCCGCAUUCUCUCCCGCCCUCAGUGGGUUCUGUAUCAGUACCAUGUCGACUACAAACCUCCAAUGGAGUCUCGACGCUUGAGAUCUGCCCUCCUUUUCCACCAUUCGGAAGUGCUUGGUUUAGCACGAUGCUUUGAUGGAGCGCAGCUUUUUCUGCCCCACAGACUGCAUAACAAGGAGACAGUGCUCCACAGUGAAACCAGGAAUGGAGAGAAGGUUCAGAUAACCAUCACUCUGACAAAUGAACUGCCACCCACAUCACCAGUGUGUAUUCAGUUCUACAACAUCAUAUUUAGGAGGAUCUUGAAAAUCCUCAACAUGCAACAGAUUGGGCGCAACCACUACAACCCCAGUGAUCCGCUCAACAUUCCACAACAUAAGCUGACUAUCUGGCCAGGCUACAGCACAACGAUCUUGCAUUAUGAGUCUUCAAUCAUGAUGUGCACUGACAUUAGCCACAAGGUGCUGAGAAGUGAGACAGUGCUCGAUUUUAUGGCUAACUUGAGGCAUCAGUGUGGAAACCAACGCUUCACUGAGAUCUGUUCCAAGGAGCUGAUUGGACUCAUAGUUCUCACAAAGUACAACAACAAAACCUACAGGAUUGAUGAUAUUGCAUGGGAUCACACUCCAAACAACACAUUUAAGAAAGGCGACACAGAGAUUUCCUUCAAGAACUACUACAAGACUCAAUAUGGCUUGGACAUCAAUGAUGGGAACCAGGUGCUGCUCAUCAGCCAUGUGAAAAAGAUGGGUCCUGCUGGAGGACCCCCUCCUGGCCCAGCCAUGCUUGUCCCAGAACUAUGCUACCUUACAGGUUUGACAGAUAAGAUGCGUUCAGACUUCACCAUCAUGAAAGAUUUGAGCUUGCACACCAGACUUAAUCCAGAGCAAAGGGAGAAGCGUCUGGAAAGAUUUAUUACUAACAUUCAAAGGAACUCUGAAGCCCAGGCAGAGCUGGACAAGUGGGGACUCAGCUUUGAUAAGCAACUCUUAAAUCUGACUGGGAGAGUUCUUGGAGCAGAGAGAAUUUUCCAAGGACCAAGAUCGUUUGAGUACAACCCUCAAUCAGCUGACUGGUCCAGAGAGAUGCGUGGGAUACCUCUGAUCAGUGCUCCCGCUCUGAAUAACUGGGCCAUAUUUCACACCCGUCGUAACGGCAAUGAAGCUCAGGCCCUCCUGCAGACCCUCGGCAAAGUCUCUGGUCCACUGGGCCUACGCAUACAGAGAGCUGUCAUGAUUGAGUUUGAUGACCAUCAGGAGGCUCUUCUUAAAGCCCUGCAGUAUAAUGUUGGACCUCAAACACAGAUGGUGGUAGUUGUCCUCCCCAGUAACAGAAAAGACAAGUACGACUGUGUGAAGAAGUACCUUUGUGUGGACUGUCCCAUCCCGAGUCAGUGUGUGGUGUCUCGCACCCUCAGCCGACCUCAAGCUCUCAUGACUAUCGCAACCAAGAUUGCAAUGCAGAUGGUGUGCAAAAUGGGAGGAGAGCUGUGGAGUGUGGAAAUUCCUCUCAAACAGCUGAUGGUUGUGGGCAUCGACUGCUACCAUGACACCAUAGCUGGGAAGAGGUCCAUUGGUGCUCUAGUGGCCAGCCUCAACCCCACCAUGAGCAGAUGGUUUUCAAAGUGUGUGAUGCAGCACAAAGGCCAGGAAAUCAUGGAUGGAUUGAAGAUGGCCUUAAUUGGCAAACACUUGAUGGCUGAUGGGAGGCCUUGUUUUCCAGGUGCACUGAAAGACUACCUAAAGUUCAACAACUGUUUGCCAACACGAAUCAUAGUGUACAGAGAUGGUGUGGGCGACGGCCAGCUGCACAGUGUGGUCAACUACGAGGUUUCACAGAUCAUGGACUCCAUCAAGGCCAUUGGGCAGGACUACGACCCCAAGCUGAGCGUGGUGGUGGUGAAGAAGCGCAUCAGCAGCAGGUUUUUUGCCAUGAUUGGAGGAAAGGUCACCAACCCUCCACCAGGCACCAUCAUUGACACGGAGGUCACCCGCCCAGAGUGGUAUGACUUCUACAUUGUGAGCCAGGCUGUGAGGUGUGGAAGCGUCUCACCAACCCACUACAAUGUUGUGUAUGACACCAGCGGGCUGAAGCCUGAUCACAUGCAGAGGCUCACCUACAAACUCUGUCAUUUGUACUUCAACUGGCAGGGCAUCAUCAGAGUACCGGCUCCCUGCAUGUACGCCCACAAGUUGGCUUUUUUGGUGGGGCAGAGCAUUCAUCGGGAGCCCAGUGUGCAACUGGAUAACUACCUCUUCUAUCUGUAAGAGCAGAAAGAUGAACAAACUGAGCUCAGUCCUGAAACCUUUUUUACUCAGUUGUGUGAUCUGUUUAAAAUAAGUUGCAUUUUGACAGUGUGACAGAGAAUAUCUAGUUAAUCUGUUUUUUUUGAGCACCAUCGUACUUUCUUUUCUUGUUUGAGGCUAAUUUAAAAACUGUGUGCACUUGGUACAGCCAAGUUGAGAAGGAAGUGUAUUUAGACCAAACUAAAAUGUUGCAUAAUGUGGCGCUUUGAUUAACGUUCAGAGGUAUUCAGCCUUAAUCUUAUUUCUUUUCUUCCUCCUUUCAUCAGUUAAGUAUAAGUGAGCCUCCAUGUGUUAAGUGAUAGUUUCUUCGUUCUAUGUGUGUUAGGUUGUCCUAAAAAAAAUUAAGCUUUUUGUUGAAGGCUUAAGAAGACUUGUUAGCUGUUAUUGUGAGUUACCGGUAAUAAAACUUUUAUGUUGU